Molecule: messenger RNA, 826 nt
Organism: Fopius arisanus
Lineage: Eukaryota; Metazoa; Arthropoda; Insecta; Hymenoptera; Braconidae
Exons: 3
Coding region: 209-757 (182 amino acids)
Source: RefSeq, a predicted model, not a curated record
GAUCGAAUGGUAGUCAGUAAUUGGAGUGUCAAGUAGUGGCACCCCUUCUCGAGAGAUGAUUAAAUUGUAUAAAUGACCUCAGCUGACGCCUGCCUCUGCUCAUCAGUAUACUCUUGACAGUCUGAUAACGCUCUCAAGAAACUAACAAGCUCAGUAAAUCGUGCGCAACACAAAAAUUAACAGCUAAUCAUUGGAUUUCCAUUAUUUUAUGAUAUUCCUAGUGGAUACUACAGGUGUCUGCAUGAUAUUGGACGCGUUGGAGGAGCUCGAGGUGGUGACGAACAAGAUUCAUCAGUUUUUGGUGAAGUGGAGUGCUGAGGGCACCAUCAAGAAGUUCACAAGAAGGGAAAUUUACGAAUUCGUCUUCGAUCGUUGUCACGGGUGUGGUAAGAUGGCAGCGGUACCGCAAGGUGCUUUCGCAGUGCGUAAAGUACGAGAAACUCAUGAGCGAAAUAUUGUAAUUGUGAAAAUGGAGAAGAAGGAAGGGGAUGACCGAGAUAAUCGCGGGAGUGGUUUCAAGAAGAAUUUGACUGAAGGACGUGAACUGACGCCUCUGAAGUACAACAGCAAGUUGAUGAACAGCAUUUGGGGACUUUACAACCGUUACUCCGUUCAUAAUUUCAAGAAGAAUACUGAUCCCGAGGGCGAUGCCGAGACGACGGUGUUCACAGCGGCCUGGGGAAGUUUUUUCGAAAGAGAUGCUUCUGCUUCUGCGACUUCGGCUGAAGUCGUGGGAAAUGCCGCUGCGAAACACUAAUAACCUGAUGAAGCAUUACUAUAUUUGAAAAUUAACGUGUCAAUCAAAUAAAGACGAUAUUUCAUCGAA